This is a messenger RNA of Pangasianodon hypophthalmus (striped catfish), 1289 nucleotides long. RefSeq names its product nipsnap homolog 1 (C. elegans) (gene nipsnap1). Lineage: Eukaryota; Metazoa; Chordata; Actinopteri; Siluriformes; Pangasiidae. Bases 75 to 917 code for a protein of 280 amino acids. The record is from RefSeq and is a predicted model, not a curated record. The transcript is spliced from 10 exons. Gene Ontology annotation, cellular component: mitochondrion.
UUUGGAAACCUCCCCGUCCUGUUAGGACAGAAGAGCAGGUUUUUAUUUCUAGAUCUAACUAACAAAGUGAAAUCAUGGCACCGACACGCUGUCUGACUCUGCUCCGGAACAACAGGCGUUUGUGGAGAGCUUUCUUCCGCCCAGGUGUUCAGCUGCACAGGAGCUUGGCGGAUAAGAGCGAUGGCGGUUGGUGGAGCUCUGUGUUUGGACACAAUGUGGAUCCGAGGAAAGAUGCCCACUCCAAUCUGCUGUCCAAGAAAGCGACCAGUGGCCUUUACAAAAUCCAGUUUCACAACGUCAAGCCCGAGUGCUUGGAGGCCUACAAUGAGCUAUCAACGGAGUUUCAGAGAGAGUUGCACAAUGAUCCAGAUUAUCCCUGUGAAGUUGUGGGAAGCUGGAACACAUGGUACGGACAACAGGACCAAGCAGUGCAUCUCUGGAGAUACUAUGGUGGAUAUCCAGCUCUGAUGGAAUGCUUGAACAAACUCAGAGACAGCAAGGCGUAUCUUGCAUUUCGCAAAGAGAGGAAUAAGAUGCUGAUCUCUCGGCAGAACCAGAUUCUUCUCGAGUUCAGCUUCUGGAAUGAUCCUGUACCCCGACCUGGACCGAAUAUAUAUGAGCUGAGAACUUACAGAUUAAAGCCGGGCACGAUGAUAGAAUGGGGAAAUCACUGGGCUCGAGCAAUCAAAUACCGCCAAGAGAACAACGAAGCAGUGGGAGGAUUUUUCACUCAGAUUGGAGAGCUGUAUGUCGUCCACCAUCUCUGGGCGUAUAAAGACCUGCAGUCCAGAGAGGAGACGAGGAACGCGGCGUGGCUGAAAGAGGGCUGGGAUGUCAACGUAUUUUACACAGUACCUUUAAUCCGGAGUAUGGAGUCAAGGAUCUUGAUCCCCACAAACAGCUCACCUCUGCAGUGACCCACAAACUGGCAGUGUGUCUCGGUCACGAUCCUGUAGAUUCUCAUCUCCUCUGAACUGCAAUAUACCUGCAGCUGACAGCUUCAGCUACAAGAACAAUCAAUUACGCCCAAAAUGUAUCUGUUGUAAAAUAUGGAAUGAAAAUGAAUGUUCCUGUGAAUUGAGUUUUUAAUCAAUAUCCAUGUUUACUUUGUAUUAACAUGAAGUACAGCUCGAACAGGGUUACAUAUUGAAGGUAUCUGCUGCAGUCAAAUUCACUGUCUUAUUUUUGCAUAAGAAAUUUGCACAAAUCUUUUUGUAGGCUGCAGCGGAGCAUGGUAAUGUGUGGAGGAAAACACCUCUUCAGUCAACAGUAAAAAUGCUGUGAACAAA